AUGCUAGCGUUCGCUUCAAGCACUUCGAGCUAUACCUGCGACGACUUUAUGCCGAUUUACCCGUGCUCCGAUCAAAUGCUUUUCGGUUCUUCCAAAGAAUCGUUUGAAUGUUUAGAUGAUUCCGGAUAUGAUGAUGAAGCUGACAUGAUCAGCGAAAUUGCUGAAAAAAUUGGACAUCGACUCUGCCAAUUAUGCGAUGAAUUUGAAGCCGAGUUCUUCUCAACUUCCGACGACAUCGUUGCCGAGACGACUUCGUGCUGGUUCGAGCGGCUCGUAAGCUGGAUCUUCUAG
This is a messenger RNA of Caenorhabditis bovis, 291 nucleotides long. Lineage: Eukaryota; Metazoa; Nematoda; Chromadorea; Rhabditida; Rhabditidae. The record is from the annotation of a GenBank genome assembly.